Molecule: messenger RNA, 742 nt
Organism: Culex quinquefasciatus (southern house mosquito)
Lineage: Eukaryota; Metazoa; Arthropoda; Insecta; Diptera; Culicidae
Product: cuticle protein 7
Exons: 2
Coding region: 70-624 (184 amino acids)
Cellular component (GO): extracellular matrix
Source: RefSeq, a predicted model, not a curated record
GAUGUCAAAGCAGUGUCAUUCAGUUAAGGUUCUACUUGCGAAACAGUGCGACAGUUGAGCAAAUUUAUAAUGGCUUUCAAAUUCAUCCCUCUGUUUGCCGUUCUGGCCAUGGCCAGCGCCGGACUCCUGCCAGCCCAGCCCGUGUACCAGCAGGCAUUCCACGCGGCCUCCCCAGUCUACCACCAGCAGCCCCUGGUGCAGUACUCUCACCAACCGACCGUGGUGAAGACCAUCGCCGCCCAGCCCACCUACGUUAAAGCCAUCGCCCAGCCAACCAUCGUGAAGACUCUGGCCCAACCGACCUACGUCAAGCAGGUCGAAGAAUACGCCCCGGCUCACUACGAAUUCUCCUACUCCGUCCACGAUGCCCACACCGGAGAUAUCAAGAGCCAGCAUGAAAGCCGCAACGGUGACCAGGUCCAGGGACAGUACAGCCUGCUCGAUGCCGAUGGCCACCAGCGUAUCGUCGACUACACCGCCGAUGACCAUAACGGAUUCAACGCCGUCGUCCGCCGGGAACCUGCCGCCGUCAAAAUUGCCCAGCCCGUGACCAAGGUCAUCGCUGCCCAGCCCGUGCAGAAGGUGUACGCUGCUCAGCCGGCUUACUACUCCGGACAUUACUAAGCCCGGUAUAGAGAGUUCACACGCACACGCAUGUAACCAUCAACUGAUCAUCACAUUAUGCUAGGAUAGAUAGAGAAAUUUUUGAAAAGUAAAACGAAUUGUUGUUGACAAAUUUAAA